UCUUUGAAUAGAUACGGAAUUGCAAAUAAUAUUUUGUUUUGUAAAAAAUAUUUCAAAUUGAAUUAACCGAUAUCUAAUUAUUCUGUUUCAUAGUGCCUAGCAACAAAAGGUUAAGAAGAUGCCAUUCAAUAACAAGUUACUGGUACCAGUGGCCCUCGGGUUCUCUCUGGUUACUGUUACAGCAUUUGUAGUGUAUUAUGUAUUUAAAAAGGAAGAGGAAAAUGACAGCAAACCAGUAAGAUCAACAAAAUUUAAUUUUAUUGAGGUGCAAGUACCCAAGAGCAUUGUCCCUGCUUUAAUUGGUCGAAAUGGCGCAAAUGUAAAGCAAAUAGAGGAUAAGUCGGGUGCAACCAUUCAUUUCAAGAAAUUUAGUGAAAAAGAGUAUGAUGUUUGCAUUAUUCGAGGUCAAAGUCAUGCUUCACAAAUUGCAGAGACUAUGGUGCAUGAUUUCAUCAAACAACAACCAAUCAUUGUUGAGAAUUCUAUGUCUGUACCGGGCUGGGCUUGUGGCAGAAUUAUUGGUAUUGGCGGUGAGAAAAUAAACGAAAUAAGUCACCGCAGCGGUGCCCGUGUUAAGAUAGAGGGUGAGAGGGGGGCAGAUUUGAGCGCACAGAGGAAUAUAGUGUUCCGUGGUACUGCAGAGCAGAUACACGUUGCUAAAGGGCUUAUUGAGGAAUGUGUGGAACAAGAAAGAUGCCGACGUGAGAUGGAGCAGGCCAAGCGCAGUCCGCGCGUGUCGACCCCCCCGCACGCCCCGCCCGCCCCGCUCACGCCGGACUCCACAGAACCAUCAAGUGCGUCGAUCGAAGUUUACGUGUCGGCGUCGUCGUCGCCAUCUCGUUUCUGGGUACAAUUUGUCGGGCCACAAGUUGCCCAGCUCGACGAUUUAGUUGCCCACAUGACUGAAUAUUACGGAAAUAAGGAGAAUCGCGCUAAUCAUGCCUUGGAGAAGGUGUCGGUGGGGCAGGUGGUGGCGGCCGUGUUCCGCCACGACGGGCGCUGGUACCGCGCGCGCGUCAUGGACCUGCGCCCCAACGAGUUCGACGCCACGCAGCAGGUCGCAGACUUAUUCUUCUUGGACUAUGGCGACAGCGAGUACGUGGCGACACACGAACUGUGCGAACUUCGAGCGGACUUACUGCGUCUCCGAUUUCAGGCGAUGGAGUGUUUCCUGGCGGGUGUACGUCCAGUGAACCAACAGACUCGCUGGCAUCCGCAGGCAGUGGAACGAUUCGAAGAACUCGUGCAGGUAGCAAGAUGGAAAGCGCUUGUGUCUCGUACGUGCACGUAUAAGAAGUCGUCGGCUAGUGUCGGGGAUAGGGGGAAGGAGGUUCCCGGUAUCAAGCUGUAUGACGUCACCGACGCCGGCUCGCUGGACGUCGGCGAGGCGCUGGUGGCGGAGGGCUGGGCGGAGGCGUGCGAGACGGCGCACAGCGUGCCCGCCACGCCGCAUACGCCCUUCGGCGACCUCAGCCACUCCAGGGUGCUGGGCAUGCUGGUGGGCGCGCGCGCCACGUCGCUGCCCAAGGAGCGCGCGCAGGACGCGGCCGGCGCGGCGGGAGACGCACUAAAGGAUAACGUGACGUCGAGGUCGCUGGCCUCCGGUCUGGAGUCGGCAGACAAAAUUAAGUCCAUUUCAAACUUCGACCUGUCGUACCCCGAAAAUGAGCAGCCGAGCCACGUCAACGGCUCCGACGACUUCAUCGCCUCCGAACGAGAGAACCUUGAAUCCGAAGCUUCUCACUUGAGAGAAGAAUUUAAAGCGAAUAUGAACAGAAUCGAUUCUCAUCAUAGUAACUUAGAAGCGUUAGGGCGACAAUAAAAGGUAAUUAAGUUCAAUUUAAGUUAUGUAUUUAUAAAUGUAUUAAUAGCAAGUAAACACUUUGUUAACGGUCUUAAUGAAAUAAGGAUUAUAUUUUUUCGAAUAUUGACGUAACAUGUAAUUUCUGUUUUUUCUAUUCUAAUUAUAUAUCCACUUUACGAUGAGAAAACACAAUGGUCAAUGGACUACUAAA
Messenger RNA from Nymphalis io (European peacock), 2015 nucleotides. RefSeq names its product tudor and KH domain-containing protein homolog. The record is from RefSeq and is a predicted model, not a curated record. The transcript has a single exon. Gene Ontology annotation, biological process: spermatogenesis. The coding region runs from base 119 to 1822 and encodes 567 amino acids. Gene Ontology annotation, molecular function: RNA binding. Lineage: Eukaryota; Metazoa; Arthropoda; Insecta; Lepidoptera; Nymphalidae.